Molecule: messenger RNA, 1506 nt
Organism: Adineta ricciae
Lineage: Eukaryota; Metazoa; Rotifera; Eurotatoria; Adinetida; Adinetidae
Source: the annotation of a GenBank genome assembly
AUGUUGCUUCUUCUAUUACUGAGUUCUCUUCUUCUCUUGAUUCUAAUCUAUAUCAAAAUAAAGUAUUUUACACUUCGUAAUGAUUUACCUGGCCUAUCACCACAUUUAUUUUUCGGCAAUUUAAUACAAGUCGGUUUAUUAUUCGGUACAAAGGCAGCGUCCGAAGUCUAUAUAUCACUCAAAGAAAAAUUCGGCGACAUUUAUCAAUACUGGAUAGGUUUCGUACGGCUUAUUGUCGUCCAUGAUAUCGACGAUGUCCAGUAUAUUUUUACUCAUCGAAGUAUCUAUGAUCAAGGGCAAGUAUUUAUCGAGAAAUUUAGUGUUCUCAUUCCCGAAAGUAUCAUUUGCAAUAUCGGAGCGAAGUUCAAACGGCAUGGCGCAAUAACAAUGCCGUUAUUUCGUCGAAAUAAGAUCACUGCAAAUCUAAAUCUUAUAGUCGAUGCCACCGAUAAAAUUUUGGAUAGAUGGCGUGCUAAACCAUCUGAAUUUAUCCAUAAAGACAUUGUCGAACAAUCUCAAAAUCUUCUGCUAGAAAUUUUCGGCUUAAUCGCCUUCGAUUAUAACUUGGAAACUAUCGAUGAGCAACAUUCAGACAAGGCAAAUGAAUUGACACAAGCAUUACAAGACGUUAUGAGUAUAUUCAGAGUUAUUAUUUAUAGUCCAAGGCUUGUAUCUACAACGUAUAUGAAAUGGAAUUCGAAAUAUCGACGAGCACGUCAAAUUGUGGAACGAUACCUUUCAAAUAUGAUGGAACAAGAACUAAAUGAAAAUCCACAAUGGAGAGAGGAAAGAAAGAAGACAUCAUUAAUCGCCUCGCUCGUUCAUUCGUUACAAAUGGAUGAAAAAAUAGAAGCACAAAAACAAGAAGAAGAUAAAAAAGGUUUAUCGCGUAGCGAAGUCUUUGAUGAGAUGCUUCUAUUUCUAAUUGCUGGUUAUGAAACGACGUCAACAGCACUUUCUUGGUGUAUUUAUCAAUUGAGUAAAUACCCGAAAAUUCAAGAAAAACUUAAGAUAGAAAUCAUGUCGAAAACAAAUGGUCAAUAUAUAACCUUAGAACACAUCGAUUCAUUGAGUUAUUUGGAUUGUUUCAUCAACGAAGUGUUUCGUUAUUCCCCAACGAUCGAUGGAACCAGUCGAGCUGUAAUGGUCGAUGAUCGUCUACCUAAAACUGGUGUGCAAUUAUACAAGGGUGAUCAAAUUCUUCUUCCCACAUCGGCUCUUAGUCGAGAUAAACGCUACUGGAAAAUUGAUCCGGAUUUAUUUUAUCCAGAGCGGUUUCUCAAUGAAGAUAAAGAUCAUAAUCCAUACGCGUUCUCGCCCUUUGGUGGUGGACAUCGACAGUGCUUAGGACAAGAUUUAGCGCGAUUUGAACUCAAAGUGAUAGUAGCUCGUAUGUUACAACAGGUGACAUUUGUCGAUGGCGGACAAGAGGUGAAUAGCGGUGGAUACGUUCAGAAAUUAACUAUAUUACCGAGACACAUUGGAAUUGUUAUUCAAUUCAAUUGA